Molecule: messenger RNA, 1055 nt
Organism: Astrephomene gubernaculifera
Lineage: Eukaryota; Viridiplantae; Chlorophyta; Chlorophyceae; Chlamydomonadales; Astrephomenaceae
Source: the annotation of a GenBank genome assembly
CACAAGCUGUAUCUUAGCUGUUUCGACGACUGGACAAAACACCGUGCAUCACACUAUUCGAAUUGCUGUUUGCCAGUGCGGAAGAAUGCUGGCCCUUUCCUCGACUCGCUGCGCUGCAUUCAGUGCCACAACUCGCGUGCAGCAGCCAGCGCGCCCGAUUGGCUUUCCUGCUCCUAGCCGCACUGCCUUGGUAGUUGAGGCUGCAGUCCCUAAGAAGAAGACCAGCAAGAUGAAGACUGCCAUUCGCAAAGCUGCCUGGAAGAAGGAGGUCCUUCCCUAUGUGGAGCUGGCUCUAUUUAAGGCCAAGAGGGCGCUACAGGCGGGCAAUCGUGACUCGACCGAUAAGGAUAUGGUGAUUGGCGGGCAAGCAGCUCAGCCAGAGGGGGCCAGCCCAGAGAGCUCGGAGACUCAGUAAGCGGAGGACCGCUUGAAAGGGGCCCAUAUCGCCAUGGGUUGUAAGCAUAGCGGAAAUAUUGUCAGGGGGCUUGUCUAUGCUCGCGAUUUUGAGUUCUUCCAGCGGCUUAGCAAGCGGAGGAAUGUGGUCCCCGAUGUCCGGCGUCACGACUAGGAGCUAGCGUGCUGCACUUGGCAGCAAUUUUGGGACGUUACUCCAGUUUCCGGAUGCGAAGGGGACUGCUGAGGCGACGGUCACCUGGGUCGGGGACGAGGGCUAGUAGGGUGUGGACUUCCAUGGGGCCUCACAGUUUGACGCUAGCAGUGUAGCCCGCGGCUGGCCAGUGCAGAUUGCACGUGUGCCCUAGCAAAGAGAGUGUAUGGGGCAGUUGGCAGCAUGGCGCUUAGGUGAGGUGCGAGAUUGAGUCGCCUUAGCUGUAGGGUUGGAUGUUUUGGCUGUACGGGUGUCAUGCUGCUGUUGUUGUUGUCAUGCCUGGCAGGACUGCUGGAUACCCCAACAACACGCAGCAUGUCGCAGACAGGUAGUUAAACAUGUGUCAAGUGAGGAAGGGAGAGAUAUGUCAAGAGGUUUGCUGAGUGAGGCAUCUUUCAAAGAGCUGCUGGACAUGAUGAUACGUCUUUAAACGGUGGCUGAUGCUUCA